GGGCGCUCUUUCAUCACGCGUCGUUAAUGACGUGUUCAAAUUUCCGGAGGCAGACUACAUUAUUUCAUAAGAAUACCAAUCGUAUGUACCCAGUUAUCUCUUCGAUAUCGGGGUUUGAUUUCUAAGCAGAUGGCCUCUUCAAAUAUUGGAAUAGCUUAGCUUUAAAGGACCUCCAGCCAUCAUGAGCGGAAACGUCUUGUUUGCCAUGAUCACUCGUCUCCGGGAUGGUCUGCCGUUGUCAGCGACCACGGACCAUGACCCGAGUCAGAGGGUUUUAGAGAGCAAGAAAUACGCCAAGAUUAUCUCCAAGAAAGCCUCUCAAUUCCCAGACAGAUGCUCCAUGUUCACCGGUAGCCAUUGGUUAUAUUUUAUUUCAUCUCUCGGUGUUUGCUUCAUCACGAUGUGUGAGGAGAGCUACUCUAGCGUUCUAGCAUUCUGCUUCCUUGAUGAACUACAGAGGGAGUUUAUCUCACUCUACGAUAAUAAAAGGGUGGAUAACGCCGUCAGACCUUAUGCUCUCAUUGAUUUUGAUCGCAUCAUACAAAAGACAAAACAGAGAUACAACAAUCCGAUGACCCUCAAUGCAAGACAGAAAUAUUCUGACAUGACCUUAGAGGUCAAACUCCGUCCGCCGUACAGAAUCAGCAUCGAUGAUCUUGAACCUACAGGGAGAAGAAACGUCAAUGGAAUCAGCGCUCAUCAUAUUCCAACUUGGCAAGCUGUAAAUUUGAGUGAUACUGAGGAUAUACCUAAACCAACAAAUUUCCGGAGACCAUUUUCCAGACUUGACUGGAUGGCUAAACUACUUGUCUUCCUCUCCGUACUGUGCGGGACUUUAAAUCUUGCCAGGAUUAUGGCUGUUUUAACAUUUGGCACUUCACCAUACGAACCAGACGAAAAGGUAAUUGUGGCCCAAGCCAUGGCUCUACUCAUCAUAGCUGCUCUCCUUAGCUACUACCAAUCUUUUAAACUCUGGACGUCGCUAGGUCAGAGAUCAUUACGCCAGCUUCUGGCCUGCGUAUUAGUCAUUGUGUGCAAUUACUCCCUCUACAAACUCUACUGGCGAUUCCUUUUAACAGCUGGGUUCCAUUCGCUAGUAGCUGUACUGGUGGCCUGGAAAAUGAGAGCGGGAUCAGGAGAUUUUAAGUUGCCCAACUACACCGUGUAGCUCUCCAUUUGCCGUAGAUCGUCAUCCUGGAAUUGCCAUAUUCUUUAGAGUAUAUUAUAGAUGUACACCGUCCAUGUGCUAAUAGUUGUCUAAUGCAGUCCACAGUUAGCUCCAUUGGAAUGGAAUGGUGGUGGUUAUUGGCGACCAAAGCUGGGAAAGAAAUAGUAUUAGACAUUACAGUUCUCUAGUUUAAUAUUUUAUAAGAAAGACUACUUAGUUUGUAAUUGAGAGCAGAAUAUCACAGAGAUAAAGGAAUUAAUUAUUGAUAGAGAUGGAAAGACAGCACUGAAAAAGAAAGAGGCACUAUGAGACAGAAUUAGUAUAUUUAUAAAUAGG
Molecule: messenger RNA, 1504 nt
Organism: Strongylocentrotus purpuratus (purple sea urchin)
Lineage: Eukaryota; Metazoa; Echinodermata; Echinoidea; Camarodonta; Strongylocentrotidae
Product: vesicle-trafficking protein SEC22a
Exons: 6
Coding region: 182-1168 (328 amino acids)
Biological process (GO): endoplasmic reticulum to Golgi vesicle-mediated transport
Source: RefSeq, a predicted model, not a curated record